CCUGUUACUUCAAUUGUUCCCAUCAAAGCAAGUUGGAAGAAAUGUAAUCGCAACCAGCAGGAAUUUCGAUUUAUCGGUCGAAAGUCUUUUAAAAUUCGAAAUGCUUCACACGCCGCCAACUGAAUUGGCUCAGGCUUCGAAGAGCUAUCCUACGAUUGUUGCUUGCGGAGAAACAUCAUCUGAAAUUCAAUAUUUCUGUUUGAAGGUCGAAAACCAAAUAAUACCGUUACCUGACGAUAUGGAUUUUCUGCAUGUCUUUGACCUGUUCUUCAAAGUUCAUAAAAUUUUUGAUUUGAAAUAUGAACCACGUCUCCACAAUAUGAUGGUUUUUGUGGAAAAUUUUAUCUACAAAGUAAAAAAUGAGCACAGACCGACAAAUCGUAUGUUGGAAAUCUCGGGGUACUUGGAAAUUUCGGGCCAUUUGGAAAAAGAUGAUGAUAUGGACUUAUUAGCGCCAAGCGCAGCAUGAACCUGAGCUUAUGAAUGGUCAUAUAAAAAUUUAGCGGACAAAAUGUAAUACACCCCAAAGAUCUCU
This is a messenger RNA of Sitodiplosis mosellana (orange wheat blossom midge), 535 nucleotides long. RefSeq lists its product as uncharacterized. The record is from RefSeq and is a predicted model, not a curated record. The coding region runs from base 101 to 469 and encodes 122 amino acids. The transcript is spliced from 3 exons. NCBI's taxonomy places the organism in Eukaryota, Metazoa, Arthropoda, Insecta, Diptera, Cecidomyiidae.